Paramecium octaurelia is the source of this 252-nucleotide messenger RNA. NCBI's taxonomy places the organism in Eukaryota, Ciliophora, Oligohymenophorea, Peniculida, Parameciidae. The record is from the annotation of a GenBank genome assembly.
AUGUUAUCUAUCAAAGAAUUCGCUCAUUUAGGCCAUAUUCCGGUUUAUAGAAAGGAUUAUAAAUUAAUGAGGAUACAUUUGGUAAUAAAGUAGUCAUUAAAUUAGAUGGAUUAUUUUUAAUUGUCAAUAUAAAGUCAUUAAGGAUGCACCUUUUCGUUUUCUAUAUUAUUAUUCGAUAUAUAUUUGAUUGCAUAUGCAAAAAAUGAUUAACUUAUUUUUAUAAUAAUCAUAUCUAGAGUUUACUACUCAUGA